This is a messenger RNA of Leishmania mexicana MHOM/GT/2001/U1103, 2547 nucleotides long. RefSeq lists its product as hypothetical. NCBI's taxonomy places the organism in Eukaryota, Euglenozoa, Kinetoplastea, Trypanosomatida, Trypanosomatidae. Gene Ontology annotation, cellular component: cytoplasm. The coding region runs from base 1 to 2547 and encodes 848 amino acids. The record is from RefSeq and is a predicted model, not a curated record. Gene Ontology annotation, molecular function: zinc ion binding; protein binding; ubiquitin protein ligase activity. The transcript has a single exon.
AUGGCGGCCAGGAGGGAAUUUUAUGUGGACUUUGAGGUGAAGUUUGGAAAGACGGUCGUCUCGCUUGAGAUGCCGGCCUCCGCCACUGUGCACGAUCUGAAACACAGACUGGAAGAGAAGACCCACGUGCACCUUGACAAGCAGCGACUGUUGCUCAACCUGCCUGUUCUAAAGGCGAAGCACCGAGACCCGCCGCACGAUACGGUGGUUCGCCUUCUCUUUCCGACGGAUCUGGUCAACCGCUGCGAGCAGCACGACGGCCCUGUGGCACAGCACGUGAAGGUGAGCGCCAUGUUGCUCGGCAGUGCCGAGACGGCCCCGGCAGUGAACGUGGCGGCGACAUCCGAGAUCUCGCGCUUGGUCGCCACGACGGUGGAGCACGACGGCAAGUGGUACCGGUGCUCCUACGCACGGGGUUAUCUGCGGCAGACGGCGUACGUCUGUCGCACAUGCAUCGACGAGGGAAGGGCUGACCCACAGCACGCGCUCUGCCUCGCCUGCGCCGAAUUCUGCCACGGAAAUCACGAGGUCGAAGAGUGGGGCGUGCGGUACUACAUGCGAUGCGACUGCUGCACGCAGAAGUGCUGGCGGCCUCCUGCGGAUCCGGAGGCGGCGGCGGAGGCCGUAGCAGAGCGUCGAGCGGGGCUCUAUUCCUCGCCGUCUCUGGCGUCCGCCACGGCCUCCGGGUCCGAAGUGCGUGCCGUGCAAAUACGCGACAUUGAAGAGCGCACCACGCGCAAGCGCGCGCGUUCAACAUCACCGCUGACACCGAAGCGCUCACGCGGCAGCUCGCCCGUGAGUGGCAUUCGCAUGGCCACGAUUCCGCCGGCAGACAUGCCGGAAAUCAUCCUGCACCACUGCACCGCCGCCAGUGCUGCGGGGGCGCCGUUGGUGAGCGCCUCCACGUCAUCGCAAGACGCUAGCAGGGCCCUCCCUUCAUCGUCCGCGUUCUCCCCAGGACCAUCGCCGCCCUUGGCCGCGGCCGACGAGGCGGAUGCCUCGACGAGUGCCUCAAACGGCCGGGCGUUUGCCGGCAAGCGUGCCUCUGACGGCAGCGACGAGGUCGGCGACAUCCACGGCAACGACGGCGAAGGGAAGCACGGUGACGCGUUCCCGCCACCAUUGCCGGAGCUGAGCCGCUGCGCCUUCGUUGUGGACAGCAAGACGAAGAAGGCGCCAGUGGAGUCGGUUCUGCCAACGAAUCGGCACAACCGCUACCCACGCGACCCGUCCGACUGGUGCUAUUGCAAAAACGCCUACCCCAGUGACGACCCCGAGUGCGGCGGUAUUGCCUGCAUGCUCUGCUGCAGCUGCUACUGGAGUACCCACAUCACGAGGCUGCACACAUACCAGUACCGGCGCAUGCCGUGCUACGGCGAUGUGCUGCUCGGCGACACAGUUGUCUUCAAGUGCAAGACAUGCAACACACACGUGUGUGUGCCGUGCCGAUACCGCUGCCACAAGGACCACGACGUUGAGGAGGCGUUGGUGACACCGUCGAAGGACGAUGGCACCGACAACGGCGGGCCGGAGGGGGUAAGGUUUAGCUGCGGCUGCCGGGGGCUCUGCGCCAUUGCGGAAGAGGUUCCGGCCGAGAUGAUCGACGAUGAAAGCACAUUCGACCCGAUCCCAGACUCCGUGGCAAUGGAGCUUAUGAAUGACGAUGUCUUUACCGGAUUUGUGUGUGCCUACUGCAUGCAGGAGCACCCAUGGAUGGCGACGGAAGACCCACUGAGGUGCUACCACGGCCAGCUGCCGCCGACAGCGUCCGCGAAGAAAGCUGUGCUUGCCUGCGGCACCAAGUCUGCAGCGCCCCACUCGGCAGACAUGGCGGACUCCGACGUGUUCCCGUACCACGGGAUGCUGUUGCCGGUAAACGCCUUCACGGACGGCAUGACGUGCUCCUGUAAGCCGUGCCGCUCUGCGUUUGACCAGUUCGCGCCGCGCGCGACGGAGAACGCGACGGAGAUGAUCAUGGAGCUGCACGACCACUGCGACCACUGCGGGAAAUCUGUCAAGGACCAGCAGGCCUUCAUGUGCCGCACAUGCGAGAUGAACCUCGACAACACCUUCUUCAUCUGCAAGGAUUGCAACGCGAUGCGGGAGUUGCUGCUGCAGAACAUCAAUCGCGUGCGGGCCUCGGCCGGCCCGCAAAACGGUGAGUCACCGCCACAGUCGGACGAGACGGCACAGGGGGAGAUGGGAGGGGUGACGGCAGAAGGCUCUGAAUUUGACGCAGCGAUCAACAGCGCGGACGAGGAGGCCCAGCCCGAGGCUGGCGGGUACGACCACGAUCUCUCACACGAGUUCAUCGAGGACACCUUCGAAAACUUGUACGCGCUUUGCGGAAUGCAGAUUCUGCAGAACAUGGACCCCGAGAUGCAGGAGUACGUUGCUUCUAACUGGGAUCCGAUAGUGAGUCAGGGGGAGGUAGCGAACACCUUGUCGCAGUCGCUCGGGCAGAUUCCGCUGCAGUUUGAUGAGGAUGAGCUUCGAGAGAUGGCCGUGCUGAACCAAAAGCCCAACGAAGCACAGGGGCGCAAGUGA